AUGGACAAACGAGGCGCAGUCGUUCUGGGUGGUGCGCAUGGCGCGCUGGCCCUGGCGCGCAGUCUGGGCGCGUCCGGCGUCCCGGUUUCCCAUAUCAGCAACGAUUCCCCCCUCCCCGGCUCGUCGCGCCAUGUAAAGCACCAGAUCGGCUGGCCCGGGCCGCUCGAUGAAGGCGCCAUCCCGUUUCUCUUCAAGGCCGCAGAGGACCAGUUCUCCUACGCCGCCCUCUGGGACAAUGGAAAGCCGGUGGCCGAGUUCACCGCCCGCCGCACCCGGCAGUAUCCGGUCGAUUUCGGCUGUAAGAGCACAUUCGUCGAGAUCGUCGAGGAGCCGGGCGUUGUCGAAGCGGCCCGCACAAUCCUCGCAUCGAUCGGCCACCAUGGUCUGGUCGAAGUGGAGUUCAAGCGCGACCAAAGGGAUGGUUCGCUCAGGCUGCUGGACGUCAUUCCGCGCCCCUGGUCAUGGUUCGGCCUGUGCUCGGCCGCCGGCAUCGAUCUUGGCACGAUGCUGUGGCGGCUUGCCAACGAUCAGCCCAAUGCGCCCGCCGCGGCAACGCCUGGGACGGCGUGGAUGUAUCUGGCCCGCGAUGCCGUCGCGGCCACCAGCCUGAUGGCCCGCAGGGACAUCGGCCUUGGCGGCUGUUUGCGGUCGUUCGGACGGGUCCGGGCCUGCGCCACCUUUGCCCGCAACGAUCCCAGGCCGGGCCUGAUCGAUCUGCCGCUGACAGGCGGGCGGGUCCUGACCAGGCGAAUCCUCAAAGCCGGUCACCAAACCUGA
Effrenium voratum is the source of this 777-nucleotide messenger RNA. The record is from the annotation of a GenBank genome assembly. NCBI's taxonomy places the organism in Eukaryota, Dinophyceae, Suessiales, Symbiodiniaceae.